AUGCAGAAAAGUCCCCAGGGGACUCUACGCCAGCUGAGCCUCAAAAACAAGUGUGUGUGUGUGAGUGAGGGGCUCAGUGUAGCUUUGUGGCUGAUGCUGACAGUCAGGGAGGCGCAGGGCACAGGCACAAAAAGCCAAGACUGUGCUGAUACCAUGGAGACAGAGCCGAGCCUUCCGGCGGAUGCGCCGAGAGCCUCCAUGCCGGACGAGCUAUGCCAUCCUUAUUCCAAAUUCUCUGACUGGAAGUUCAAGCUCUUCCGGGUGCGCUCCAUGGAGAAGGCGCCCUUGCCCAGUGAACCACCCUUGGAGAAGGAAGCGCAGAUGAGGGUGGAUGUGCAGGGGGAUGCCAGGGGCCUUCCUGGUAGUGUUAUGAAGCUCUGUUUGGGGGGCAAGAGCAAGGAGAAUGUGGAGGGGGCUGGUAGGCGGGUGGAUCUCAAGCUACAGGAGAUUGACACACACAUGAACCAUCUCAGGUCUUUAUGUCGCUUAUGUGGCGUGAUUCUCAGGAAAGCCAAAGGCCCAGAGCAUGAAGUCCAGGGAAACUUGGAUGAUUCCAGCAAGUGUGCCCUGCGUAGGAUGGGUUGCAAGGCUUCUAGCUGGUCUGAGGUCAUUCUGAAAGUGUUUAAAGUGGAUGUGAGUGGAGACAUGGAAACAAUUCACCCCUCAAGGUUCUGUCAUCGAUGCUGGACAGUAGCCAUGAGAGGAGGUGGUUUCUGUAGCUUCACUAGGACAAGGGUUCCUGUGUGGAAGCCUCAUACCUCACACUGCCUGCUCUGCUUCCCCAAGAGACUCAUACUUCAGCGGAGGGGAAGGAAGAGAAGCAAACCACUACGUAAUGCACACUGCCUGCCCAAGAGGACCAAGAGAGACUCUUCAACACCCACGGGGGGCAACAGAGUGUGGAGACAGACCACAGACAACCCAGAAGCAUUUGGCUUGAGGGCAUGGGUAAAACCAGCUGCUCAGAAAACCCUUUGGGUGAAGAAUAUAACUCGCUGUCAGAAAGACCACCUAAGCUACCGGCUACUCCCCGGCGAUCUCCCAAAAGACUUUGUGAAUGGUGUUACCUGCCAGGUGUGUGAGCACCUGCUCUCUGACCCAGUCCAGUCCCCAUGCCUUCACCUCUUCUGUCGCACCUGCAUUCAGAAAUACAGCAAAUCUUUGGGUCCCCAGUGUCCAUCUUGUGGCAUCCUUUUUAACCCAUGUGACCUGACUAGCCCUGCCAAAGCCUUUCUCUCCGUUCUCAACUCUCUUCCUCUGGUCUGUCCAAGAGAAGGUUGUGGGGAGUGGGUCAGAUUCGAUUCCUUUGGAGAUCAUUGCCUGAAUCACUGCCUUGAAACAAAUGAUGACGAGGGACAGGAUAAUUCAGAGCAGAAUCUGGAUGGCUACCUGCCUGUCAACAAGGGUGGUCGUCCCCGACAGCACCUGCUCUCGCUAACACGACGAGCACAGAAGCACAGGUUGAGAGAGCUGAAGAAUCAGGUGAAGGCGUUCGCUGACAAGGAGGAGGGUGGAGAUGUGAAGGCUGUGUGCUUGACACUGUUCCUGCUGGCACUAAGGGCCGGGAAUGAACACAGGCAGGCUGAUGAGCUGGAGGCCAUGAUGCAAGGCAGGGGGCUUGGCCUGCACCCUGCAGUGUGUCUGGCCAUACGGGUCAACACCUUCCUCAGCUGUAGCCAGUACCACAAGAUGUAUCGCACCGUCAAGGCCACUAGUGGACGCCAGAUCUUCCAGCCCUUGCACACCCUCCGUACUGCUGAGAAGGAGCUUCUCCCUGGCUUCCAUCAGUUUGAGUGGCAGCCUGCUCUCAAAAAUGUGUCUACCUCUUGGGAUGUAGGCAUCAUUGAUGGACUCUCUGGCUGGACAGUCUCUGUAGAUGAUAUACCAGCAGAUACCAUCUCUAGACGAUUUCGCUAUGAUGUGGCACUAGUAUCAGCUCUUAAAGACUUGGAGGAGGAUAUCAUGGAGGGUCUAAGGGAGAGAGGCUUGGAUGACAGCACUUGCACUUCCGGUUUCACUGUGGUGAUCAAGGAGUCAUGUGAUGGCAUGGGAGAUGUCAGCGAGAAGCAUGGAGGAGGGCCAGCUGUUCCGGAGAAGGCGGUGAGGUUCUCUUUUACUGUGAUGUCAAUCACGGUUCAAGCAGAAGGUGAGGAAGAAGCAGUCACAAUCUUCCAAGAGCAAAAACCCAACUCAGAGCUCUCCUGCAGGCCCAUGUGUUUGAUGUUCGUGGAUGAGUCUGAUCAUGAGAUGCUGACUGCCAUCUUAGGUCCUGUAGUGGCAGAACGUAGAGCUAUGAAGGAGAGUCGCCUCAUUUUGUCCAUAGGUGGGCUUCUUCGUUCCUUUCGCUUUUACUUCCGAGGCACAGGCUAUGAUGAGAAGAUGGUGAGAGAAAUGGAAGGGUUGGAGGCUUCAGGCUCCACUUACAUCUGCACACUGUGUGACUCCACACGAGCUGAAGCCUCUCAGAACAUGGUGCUGCACUCUAUCACCCGAAGCCAUGAGGAAAACCUUGAGCGCUAUGAGAUUUGGAGAACCAACCCUUUCUCUGAGUCUGCAGAUGAGCUGCGGGAUCGAGUGAAAGGGGUUUCAGCUAAGCCUUUUAUGGAGACCCAGGCUACUCUGGAUGCCUUGCACUGUGACAUUGGCAAUGCUACCGAGUUUUACAAGAUAUUCCAAGAUGAGAUCGGCGAAAUGUACCUGAAACACAAUCCAACUCGAGAGGAGCGCCGACGCUGGCGAUCAGCCCUUGACAAGCAGCUGAGGAAGAAGGUGAAGCUGAAGCCAGUGAUGAGGAUGAAUGGAAACUAUGCCCGGCGGCUGAUGACCCGUGAGGCUGUGGAGGUGGUGUGUGAGCUGGUUCCUUCAGAGGAGCGCCGCAAGGCCCUGAGAGAGCUGAUGGAGCUGUACCUCCAGAUGAAGCCUGUGUGGCGCUCCACUUGCCCAGCCAGAGACUGCCCCGAUCAACUCUGCCGUUACAGCUUCAACUCCCAGCGCUUUGCCGAACUCUUGUCCACCACAUUCAAAUACCGUUAUGAUGGCAAGAUUACCAACUACCUCCACAAGACUUUGGCCCAUGUGCCUGAGAUUGUGGAAAGAGACGGCUCAAUUGGUGCAUGGGCCAGUGAGGGGAAUGAGUCUGGGAACAAGCUUUUCCGCCGCUUCCGUAAGAUGAACGCCAGGCAGUCCAAGACAUUUGAGUUAGAAGACAUACUAAAACACCACUGGCUAUACACAUCCAAGUACCUGCAGAAGUUCAUGGAGGCUCACAAGAAUUCUCCAAAAGCACUGCAAGCCACCAUCAACCCAGAGGAAUGCCCAGAUAACUUGGAUAUGGCAGACAUACCAGACUUUUGAAAGCAUGAGUAUUGGGGUCAUUUGACUUUAAUAUACUUUUAUAGGUGUCUUGAUAUGACACUUCUCAAAUAACUGACUUUUCUCUUCAGAUAAGGUUCAACACCACAUUGAAUUAUCUUAUUGAUUACCCUUUAUCAUUUUAUAUGCUUGUCUUUAAAGUUAAGGUGUCAUUUUUUUCAUGGCUGAGAUAAGAUUAGAAGGGAAUGGCUAUUCUUUCUUCUCAGGGUUUGCAGGCAAAUUUUUGUAUUUCAUCCUUGGCUGCUUGUGAAAUAUGGGAUAGUUUAUUGUAUUACUGGGUUAUGACACAUUCAUGAAUUUAUACAGAAGGAUUAUUUAUGGAACCAGAUGAAAGCACUGUAAGUCACAGAAGGGGAAUUGCUUUAAAAGAGCCCCGUUUAUGAUCGCUGUAUUAAUUUAUCACAGAGGGCAGAGACAAAAUGGAAUUAGGAAAACUCAAACUGCUUCAGUUUCAGAAGAGCUAGUGAAAAGGAUUACUUUAGUGCCAUAUAUCAGAGACCUCUUGAAAAAUAGCAGAGGAGCAAAAAUGACUUUGAACGACCUCAUACUGCAUAUUUACACGUUUGCACAUUGCAGGAGACACGCUAUUAUUCUACCUCCAUUCUUAAUCAUCUUGAGAUUUUGCACCCAACUGAACACUUAGCAUUAAUGCAGAAGAGUCAGAUAAAACCACUAUGCUACAUCACAGUGCUCUUUUAUUCAUUUUUCAUUAUAACUUACUUGUUUA
Molecule: messenger RNA, 4099 nt
Organism: Pygocentrus nattereri (red-bellied piranha)
Lineage: Eukaryota; Metazoa; Chordata; Actinopteri; Characiformes; Serrasalmidae
Gene: rag1
Product: recombination activating 1
Exons: 5
Coding region: 1-3354 (1117 amino acids)
Biological process (GO): adaptive immune response; V(D)J recombination; pre-B cell allelic exclusion
Cellular component (GO): nucleus; endodeoxyribonuclease complex; DNA recombinase complex
Molecular function (GO): ubiquitin protein ligase activity; double-stranded DNA endonuclease activity; metal ion binding
Source: RefSeq, a predicted model, not a curated record